AUGUUCCCCUCACAACGUGCACGCCGCCCAAGCCACAGACGAAGGAUCGACCACCCGACUCCCGCCGCCUCGGUCCCUUCAGGCCGCGCCGCUAGGACCCGCCCACUUGUGCUCCGCCCCGUGCGUGCAGCGCCGCGCCGCGGGGCGGGACAGGGCCGGGGGGGCGGGGCCCGAGGUGCGCGAGGGAAGGAAGGGCAAUGCUAUUGGCUGGUUCGGCCCGAGAGUUGCGUGCGCGCAGGCUCCUCGGGCCUCGCCCCGCCUUCCGCGGCCCAGGCCAGGAGCGCCUGCGUAGAAGCCAGCCGGGGCUUCCCCGGAGCCGAGUGGGCGCUUCAGCCACGGUUUGCUGGCUUUAAUCUGGGUGCCCAACGGCUGGCCUGGCGAAAGCGCUGGUUUGUCCUCCGGCGGGGCCGCAUGAGUGGCGACCCAGAUGUCUUGGAGUACUACCGGAACAAGCACUCCAGCAAGCCCAUCCGCGUGAUAGACCUCAGUGAGUGUGCCGUCUGGAAGCACGCAGGUCCAGGCUUUGUUCGGAAAGAAUUUCAGAAUAAUUUCGUGUUCAUUGUCAAGACCGCUUCCCGUACAUUCUAUCUGGUGGCCAAGACUGAGGAAGAGAUGCAAGUGUGGGUGCAUAGCAUCAGUCAGGUCUGCAAUCUCUGCCACUUGGAAGACGGUGCAGAUUCUGUGGAGAGCCUCUCUCACAUGCCCUCCUCCCUCCAGCCUUCCCCUGCUAGCUCCCUUCACACCGCCCAGGCUGCCAGGUCCUCCUUGCCAAGAGAUGACCCAAGUGCUAAUACCUUAGCCACUGAGGAAACCAGAAGUGAGUCAGAAUUUCUCUUCCUUCCUGAUUAUCUGGUCCUGUCCAACUGUGAGACUGGAAGACUGCACCGUACCAGUCUACCCACGAGAUGUGAUAGCUGGUCAAACUCAGACCGCUCAUUGGAACAGACUUCAUUUGAUGACGUUUUCGUUGAUUGCCUGCAGUCGCUACCCUCCAGUAACUUGAUGUACUCCUCCUGCCAUGGGACUGGAUCUCAGGAGGUGCCUUCCACGAAGCCUCAGGCUGCCCUGAUCAGGAGUAGAGAAAUCAAUGGGCCAUCCAGGGACUACUUAUCAUCUUCACCGUUGCUGGAAACUUCCUUAAAUUCCACCAUUCAGGUAGAUAAAAACCAAGGUUCCUUGCCCUGUGGGGUAAAAGAACUAGACGUUAUGUCCAACACCCCACCUCCCCGUCCCCCUAAGCCAAGCCAUCUCUCUGAACGGCGCCAAGAGGAGCAGCUCCUGUGGAGUGGGCACAGCAGCAUCAAGAACCCAGAAUGCUCUAUGGUUCCAAGAAGAAUCUCUCUCUCUGGUUUAGAUAACAUGAGAACCUGGAAAGCUGAUGUAGAAGGCCAAUCCUUAAGACACCGAGACAAGAGGCUUAGUUUAAAUUUGCCUUGCAGGUUCUCUCCGAUGAGCCCCACAGCUUCAGCCAGUGCCGAAGAUAGCUAUGUGCCCAUGGGCCCCCAUGCCGCUGCCAUGAGCCCUGGACCCCACAGUAGCCCUGAUGACUACAUCCCGAUGAGCUCAGGAAGCACCUCGAGCCCACUGCGUGAGCUACCUGUGGACCUGGAGCCUCCUCCAGUGAAUAGAGAUCUUAAGCCUCAAAGGAAACCACGGCCACCUCCACUGGACCUGAGAAACCUCUCCACCAUCCGGGAGCAUGCGUCUCUAACCAGGACCCUCACUGUGCCUUGCAAUAGAACCAGCUUUCUCUCUCCAGAAAGAAAUGGUAUUAAUUCUACAAGAUUUUUUGCCAAUCCUGUUUCCAGAGAAGAGGAAGAAACCUACAUCCAAAUGGUAAUUCUAUAUUUUGCACACUGUUUCUAUUCUUCAUCCCAAUAUAUACUUUUAUAAGUUUAUUUUAAAGGAAACAUACCCUUAAGAAAGCCCUGUGCAGUCUGAAAACAAUCAUUUGAUUGUAAAACCAGAUCACAAGGUUUUCUAGACUGGUAAAAAAUUGGUUUGAAGCUGGUUUUCUUUCCUGCAAUAUUCAACUCCUCAUGCCAUUUUGAAGCCACAGUAUUUCAAGAAAACCCAAGGCUGAGGCAUGCGUAAUGGGAAAAUGGAAAUGUCAGUAAUUCUUUUCACUGGCGCUGUGAUGUCCUGUUUGACCCCAGUAGGUGUGCAGUUCCCUGAAUGUUCAGAGUCUAGGCUGUGAAAACACACAUAUUAGAUGCCUCCCUUCCACCAGAGCACCACCUAAUUUCCUAGUGACCCUGCCUUGACUAACUCUGGACUUUCGCGGAGGAUGAAUCACAGUCCUAUG
Messenger RNA from Trichechus manatus latirostris (Florida manatee), 2305 nucleotides. RefSeq names its product GRB2 associated binding protein 3 (gene GAB3). Gene Ontology annotation, cellular component: cytoplasm. The coding region runs from base 1 to 1893 and encodes 630 amino acids. The record is from RefSeq and is a predicted model, not a curated record. Gene Ontology annotation, biological process: signal transduction. The transcript is spliced from 8 exons. Gene Ontology annotation, molecular function: signaling adaptor activity. NCBI's taxonomy places the organism in Eukaryota, Metazoa, Chordata, Mammalia, Sirenia, Trichechidae.